GAAACCGGUUGGAACUGGUUGGGCUGGCGCUUUUGUAAGAUAAUCAAUAGGAGCUCCUGCAUAAUGCUGUAUCGGUAGACGGAUUGUUGAAGCUUCGUAUCAUACAGAGGGAAGGCUGCGUUUCUCGCUUGAAAAUUGAGAAACUCCUAACCUUAUCAUGACCAACCAAGAAUAUAACCAGACGAACGAAAGGAAGGUGAGCAUAUCAACAGAGGUGAAGACAACAACAAUUCCAGAAAGAAAAGCAAAGAAGUCGCCAGAAGACAAACGCAAGGGCGGUGACGGCAAGCAAUAUGCCAGGCGACCAAGCUUCUUUGAGGGGCCACGGGACGGCACAGUCUCAAAAGGAAGUGCCGACGGGGAAGCACCCCAGAGUAUUGAAGAUUGCUACUCCUGGAUUGUGAUGGUUGCAGCACUGUUGUCCCAUCUCCUGAUGUUUGGAAUCUGCUGGACCGUCGGCGUGUACUACGUCAUCUUUCUUGAGGUGUUCCAGCAAGGGAAAGGACCUACGUCAUGGAUUGGCUCCAUCAACUCGGCGUGCCUCUGCUUCAUAGGUCCCCUCGCAGGCGUGCUGAUGAAGAAGUUCGAUAAUCGUGUGCUAAUGAUAAUAGGCUGUCUCUUAUCUGUCGCUGGUCUCAUCGCAAGUGCCAUGGCUACUAACAUAUAUCAACUUUAUGCCACAUUUGGAGUUGUUGCAGGAUGUGGAAUCGGCCUUUCAUUUUUGCCCUGUAUGUCCGUUUUGGGCGGGUAUUUCGACAGGCAUCGUACCAUGGCAUUAGGUUUGGCAGCCACUGGAACAGGAUUUGGCACAGUGGUUUACCCACCACUUAUUCGCUAUUUGGAUGAGGAAUAUGGCUGGAGAGGUUCUUUGUUGAUCAUGGCCGGGAUCACGCUAAACCUGUUGGUAACCUCACUGAUUAUGAAACCAAAACCACAGAAGACUAUAGAUGAUGCUGACAAAGAAAAGAAGUCCCUCUACGAAACACUGGGCUGUUCCUUUUUCAAAAACUACCGUUUUGUGUUGAUAUGCUUUAGUUCUCUGAUGCAGGCAUUUGGAUUUGGCAUCGUUUACAUGCAUCUGGCUGUCUACGCCAAGUAUGAAGGGGUGAGCGACGACAACUCGGCCAUCCUAUAUUCCUGCAUCGGACUAGCAAACUUCGUAGGAAGACUAUUCUGGGGGUUCUCCGCCCUGAAUCCCAGAGUGAAUGUCCUUGUUAUAUACAUACUAUCAGUCAUGCUUGUUGGCAUACCGAUUGAAGCUGUCCCGCUGGUACACACCUACAGUGGUCUGAUUGUCAUAUCAGUGUUGUUCGGCUUCUUUUCUGCCUCAGUUGGACCGCUGACUCCAGAUAUCCUCAUCCAGUUUCUCGGGGUGGAAAGGUUUGCUCAUGGACUCGGCUACCUCAUCUCAUUUGAGGGUAUAGGACAACUUGUCGGGGCACCAGUAGCAGGUUGGCUCUGCGAUGCGACGGGGACGUAUUCCUAUUCCUUCUACCUUGGUGGCACUGCUAUCAUCUUGAGCAAGGUCAUCCUACUUCCAGCCCUGAAGAGAUUGCCACUGACGUACGAGACCGAUGAAGAAAGUGGAUGGAUGAACAGCAACCUUCUUUAUACUAACAAUGAUGAAAGGACGAAGUCAUCUGGAAACAGUGUCACACAAAAUUCUUUGCUUACGGUGAGAAGAGCACUCUUUGAUUCCAAGGCCAACCUCCAUCGAGUCCAUGCAUUUGGGAGCCAGUACGACUUUGGAACUCAGCCCAAUAUGCUGUUUGGCAGCAAUAUCAUAACCGGUGAUGUGAUGGAAACUUGAACAUCAUUACUUUGGCUUUGCGUGAAACGCACAUUGGAUCAGGGGGCGCAACCAGGAAGUGCUCAAAGAGACAGGAAACCUUAUGAGGUCAAACCCUUAAACACUAGGCCAUGAUGUCUCCUUCCAUAAACUGUUCCUGAGGAAGUAUUGCUUUGCCCCUUGAUAAGCUACGUGGUGCUGGUCGCUGCAUACUCAAUGCUGUGAUCAAAGGAAGGCUUCUGUGAUUUUUCUGAUAAGACUUUUAUUAUUUCAUUAAGGGUAUAGUUAGAGGCACUUGCGAGUGUUCUCCACAACACGCUCUCAUCAGAUAUGCACGUAUUUGUGCUAACAUCACUUUAUUCAUAUAUUUUACCAAAGAGAAAAGUUGAAGUGAAUGAUCUCUUUAUUGGGUAAUAACAGCAAACAUGGUACAGUAAACAUGUAGCGACAUGUUAGCCUCGUGCUCAUGCAGUCCAAACGUCAAUACCAAAAAAAUUGCAUUUUCUGCUCAUUCUGCGAGUGCUGGUGUGGAUAUGAUUGUGGCAUUUUAUUGCCAAAGUCACUUUAGUUCGUUUCGUCAUUAUGGUAUUCUGUAUAUAUGGUUGACAUCACAGUGAAACUACCAGAUCUAAGAUUUCUUGACGAUGUUUUGGGAUACAUAGGUUCAUGGAAAAUAUAUUUUUUGUUAGAUCUGAUAUUUGUACCAGAUUUGUAAUUAUCAAUAUCCUUUUCUGUUGUUCGUGAGAUCUGAUUGAACCCUUUAAAUGGUUGUGAGAUCUGAUUGAACCAUUUCAAUGGUUCAAGUAUAUGAUCUGAGGAGUCAAACCGUUUUGAUUCCUCUCAGAUAUAUCUGCCAUGGUCUGCUUAAUGAGUUUUUAUAUUGUUUUAACGAGAUGAUGAUCUGUUGAGUGAGACUGUAAAUAAUAUGUAAAUAAUAUGUAUAUAGAUGUGUAAAUAUGAUGUAUGAGUUCAGGUAAUUAUGUUGAAUGUGUGUUAUCAGCAGAUCCCGUGAAUCUUCAACGAGGUUAAGAGUGCUUUCAUCCCUUCUAUUUCACUAGCCACAAAGCUUCUGGCAGAUCUGUUCUGGCCUGUAAGUCAAUCUAUUAAUUACAUGUAUGACUAGCCAAUACGGUAAAGAAUUAAACUGUCCGUAUGGUUAGUUUCUGAUCUCAGCCUUCAGCAGCAUGGUGGUUUAAAAGUGGCAGUCUGCAGUUGGAUUAAUACAUUUACAUAAAAUAUCUUGGCUCCCAUGCUGUUGUUACUUCUAGAUCUUUUGGUGCUUUACCAUCUAUCUCAUAGCUUCUGUAUUUACUUUGUGCAUAACUCAUCGAGUUUAAUGCUGCAACUGCAAUACAAUGUUCGAAAUAAUCAUAUACAUUUUAGGCUAUGUACAAUAUACUUUAAUGAGGGUGAAGAAAGAUAAUUUUGCAAUUAGAAACUAGGGCUUGGUACCACAAGUGUGAGAUCUGGAUGGCAAUGCCACGCCAGAUAUUUGAUGGAUGAAAUAUGGGUAAAACAACUUGUUUAUUAUGAUGCUGACAGACAGCCAUAUUUAUUGAGGGCUACAUCUAAAAUGUGGACCCGCUAUUUCCAAGACGGAACGGCACCUGAAGACUUUAUACAGUAUGUCACAACAAGUGUCAAAAAAUCCUGGGCAACCAAUAACUAGUCGAUGAGGUUCUAUGACAUGCCAAACACGAUUAAUGUGAUUUUAUCUGAGAGAAUGGCUAAAAUAUCAUAACUAGAUAAUUGCUUAGAAACAGGGUCAUGCCUUUAUCAAUGCAUGUUUUCUUAAAUCGCAUUGGUCUCAUUCGUGGUACAUGUAUCUCAGGUUUCGGCGAAUUUCGCUUAUUUAGCUUACCGAGACUAGCACCUUGGACCAGAUUGUUUAGGGUGUAUGGAGCUGCAUCUAAAAAGGGGUGUGGUCAUACUUAGUACCCAGAGGUCAUUUUUCACUGACCAAGACAUGAACGAGAUCAACAUUCCAGCACUAUAUUUUUUUGCUAUUUUGCUGGUUUGGAGACUGUCCGUUUAUUGAAAACCAUUUUAGUAUGAGUCAAAGUGUACAUAUUUUUUAUUUGGAAUAAUGUUUUGCCAUUGUAAUUCUAUCAGUGUGAGAAAGGAAUGAUGUAAAUUUGAUUUAAAGUAAGACCUGGUCCAACUGCCAGGUCAGCUGGUUCCAUGUUACUGUUUACUCUGUUACUCGUUACUGUGUGUGUGUUGUUCGUGAGAGUUCGUCGCCAUACAUUAGGUGCCACAUGGCUUUAUAUAUUUUUAUUCAGGAUAUGUAUGUAUCGUCGAAAUCAAACGUGUUUGCAUGGGGACCAGAAUUCAGGGUCAUGCAUUUUGGUAUAUGCCGGUGUAGAAGUAGAAAUUGUCCCCCUGAAAUGAGAGUAUCAGACCAUUGUUUUUCUGACAGAUCAUUGUGUUUGGUUCUGUAGAGGCCAUUGCCGUCGUCAAGAGAACAAAAUAGAAUCCUUUGUUUCAGAGACAUUUUACUCCAGGUUAUUUCAAACUUCUACACCGUUAUGCACUGCAGUGUAUAAACAAGUCAAUGAAUUUUGCUUUGAAUUGAUUUAUAAUGUUCUUCCAACGCCUAUGUGCUGGGUUUUCCACCAAAUACAUUUUGAGGUGUGUAUUUACCCUUUCCCAGGAUAGAUUUGAAGGAUUUUGCUACGAAGAGGUAACAUUUCGAAAGUGUGCUCAAACAAUUCGUUGACGACGGCGCAUCUCUUACAUAUACCUCUCAAAGCACGUGAACUUAAUUUGGACCGACCCGGCCUUAUCUCGAGACAUUCCUCCAUAACUCCCGGGAGAAUAAAACCACAGCACGGUUCCGAGCAUCUCGUGUUCUUGAGUUUACAAGUCCCCGAUAUACCAUGUCUUGGCGAAAACUCGCUCUUGUUUUAAAUACUCACAUUCAUUCUUUCUUGGUUUUCGGGUAUGUGGACCUGGGGUUCUUUUUUGGACCACUGUGGCCAAAGUUUCACCAUCCAGUAUAGGCUGAAUUAAGUUAAGCCAAUUCGUUGUAUAUUUUCCAGUCCCGGCCUAUAAUUACAGAGCUAAAAUGGUGUUUGAACUCAGUCCACAACAGGCCCAGUAUUUAGAUCCGAAUGCAAACAUCAGCUAAGUAAAUCGUACGCAGGUUUUUUGGAAGAGAGCCCUUUUUGCGGAGAGUCGAUGGAGGGACUCGUAACUCAGGAUCUCGAGAUGCUUAUGGUCGUACCGUUGAUGUUAGGGAUCGUGUCAUUCUUCAAUCAAAAACAUUGUAAAAUUUGAGCAAAAGCCUGCCCCCAUCCGAAACUUAGAAUUUUCACUUGCUAAUUUGUUCUAUGGUUUUUUUUGACGGAGAGACACAGAUUAGGUGAUAAUAUUUGAAAAGUUUGCCACUUUCGUAAAAAGUGCAGUGAGAUAUCUUGAAAUAUCCGCCCCUCAUAACUUGAGAAGUUUUACAAUGCUUUUGAAUAUUUACAAUGUUUUCAAUUGUACCCGCUCCCGUUCCAUCGAGGCAUUUAUUCGCUAUACCUUAAGCACUAUGCAUCUUAUAGGUGCACAACAAAAGUAUUUGAACGUCGUUGUAAAUUUCAAUGACGAUGUGUUUUUUAACUGUAUUCGAUUCAGCUGUAAUAUAUUAAGCUUUUGACCCCGACUCUGUUCGCAAAUGCACAUGUGAUGUGCAUAUAUACCGGUAUCGUAAGUAAUCAUAUUGGUUUUGAUAAGCGAUUAGGAUCUCAGCCCUUUUCCUAAAAGAGACUCUUGUAUCUUGUACAGCUAGUCGUUUUAGACCACUUUAUGUGCAUAGUAUUGUAUCUGUAAAUAAAAGAAAUUAUCUUGAUAUUGUUUA
Messenger RNA from Lineus longissimus, 5633 nucleotides. Its product is annotated as monocarboxylate transporter 14-like. Lineage: Eukaryota; Metazoa; Nemertea; Pilidiophora; Heteronemertea; Lineidae. Gene Ontology annotation, molecular function: monocarboxylic acid transmembrane transporter activity. Gene Ontology annotation, cellular component: membrane. Gene Ontology annotation, biological process: transmembrane transport. The record is from RefSeq and is a predicted model, not a curated record. The coding region runs from base 158 to 1810 and encodes 550 amino acids. The transcript is spliced from 6 exons.